This is a messenger RNA of Episyrphus balteatus (marmalade hoverfly), 526 nucleotides long. It is a transcript of the gene ND-B15, whose product is annotated as NADH dehydrogenase [ubiquinone] 1 beta subcomplex subunit 4. Bases 103 to 447 code for a protein of 114 amino acids. The transcript is spliced from 2 exons. Gene Ontology annotation, cellular component: mitochondrion. NCBI's taxonomy places the organism in Eukaryota, Metazoa, Arthropoda, Insecta, Diptera, Syrphidae. The record is from RefSeq and is a predicted model, not a curated record.
UGUCAUUUUCCAAUCUGUCACCUUUCAUCAGGCCCAAAAUAUCCAAUUUGGUUUCGAGGAACAUUUUUGAAGAAUCCCAGUAAGAAAAACUACUGCCUCAAGAUGCCUGAAAUGUCCACUGCUGAAAAGCAGCUCUUGCUAAAAAAGCAUGAGCGUGCUAGUAAAUUACGUGCUGAAUUCCAAAAGCAAAUUACCAAUCCCCAUCGUCAUGCAACCGGUGAGGGUGGCACUGUGUUCGAUGCUGGAAUGCAACGAUUCCAGGCUAUGCGUGUCAACUUCUACGAACACUUUAGACCAACUACCAAAGCAACUAGAACAGGAUUGCUUAUUGUCGUCUUACCAAUUUGUGCAUUCGCUAUGGGCUUCAAGGCUGACCGUGAUGCCAAGGAACAAAAAUUCCGUACUGGACAAGUUGCAUACAAAGAUCGUCAAUUCAAAUUCAUUUAAACGUGAAACGAAAAAAUUGCCAGUUUAUUUAUCCCUUAUGAAUAUUAAUAAUACAAAUAAAGAAUGGUUAUGAAAUUUC